AUGUCUAAACCUGCAAAACUAAAUCACUUGUUGGAAGUGUCUUUACCUUAUCUCCAAACUCUAGUUGGGAUUGAUGGCAACAGCUUGAAUCCUAUCUGGCUGCGCAAAUUCCCGAAUUUAAGGAAAUUGGAAGUGAGACGUUGUCUGCGAGGAAUCAUAGAGGAAUUAUCCCAUGCAGAGCCGAUAUCCGAGAAACUGGAGAACCUGAGGAUACUGUCAUCAAUUUUUGAGCUCAAUCAAACUAUAAGAAUGGAUCUAUCACGAUAUCAAAAACUUGUUAGGUUGCGCAUAGGUUGUGAGAUGAAGAAGCUGCCUAAUGCUGAUGAAUUUCCACCUUACCUCAUCAAGCUAACAAUUGCGUAUACAAAGCUUGAGGAGGAUCCAAUGGAAGUAUUGAAGAAAUUACCCAAGCUCAAAAUCCUGAAAUUUGGACCUGAAUCCUACAAAGGCACAAAGAUGGAUUGUUCAGGAUCACACAGUUUUCUUCAGCUCGAAAUGCUGCAAAUUCGACACUUGUGGGAAUUGGAGAAGGUUAUAGCAGAUGAAGAAGGAAUGCCAAAACUCAAACAAGUACUCAUCAGUCAAUGCCAUAGACUUGAAAUGAUUCCUGAAAAGCUAGAAAAUUUGCGGAAAUACAGCAAAUAG
This is a messenger RNA of Fraxinus pennsylvanica, 645 nucleotides long. The record is from the annotation of a GenBank genome assembly. Lineage: Eukaryota; Viridiplantae; Streptophyta; Magnoliopsida; Lamiales; Oleaceae.